AUGCCAUCUCAAGCAAAUGCUCGACCAGCCAAGUCCCGUUUCCCAUGUGUUCAUCCAGGCUGCCGCGCGACUUACCAGCGCAAAGAACAUCUGAACAGACAUUUAGCACGCCACGACCGGGCCCAUCGCUUCUGCUGCCCACACUGUAGCAGCACUUUAGCCAGAAGGGAUGACAGCCCUACUGACUUCUCAUCCAGCGACCUUCUCCGCCGCCAUGUCCGGAUCUACCAUCCCGACAGGCAGCCUCCCUCGGCCCGGACACCCAAGGCCUGCAGCAACUGCCAUGCACGCAAAGAACGCUGUGAUGGCGGCAGUCCCUGUGCUCGAUGUGCGCGACGAGGGGCGAGCUGCUCACGUAAUCCCCAUCUGGAUCUCGCUCACGAGGAGGGCUGUGAAAAUGUCUCAGAACCCCGGGAGCUUCUCAGCGUCGAUCUUGUGGCGUCAGUCGCCGACGCAUCCCGGUGGAUCGGCCAUGAGUAUAUCGACAUCUACUUCAACAAGUUCCAUCCCAUCUGGCCGUUCCUCCAUCGGACCACCUUCUAUCCAGCUAAGGAACCAUGCAUCCUCCUCCAAUCCAUGUUGAUGAUGGGGUUGUGGAUCAAGGGGGACCGGGAGGCGCGGCACACGGCGAUGAAGUUCCACGACCGGCUAUUGUCGGCGAUCAGGGCUCAAAAGGAUCAAUGGCAUGUACCAGAGUCAAUGGGAAACCCUGACGAUAGCAAACCAUGGCCCAUGGCGACAUACCAGAGCAUCCUUCUGCAACUCAUAUUCGCCGUGCUGACGGCUAAACCGGAGGUCCAACUGGACCUGAACUGCCGCUUCCGGCUCCCAGAACCUACCUACGAGCUUCUCACUGCGCUGGUGGCCACCUGCCGCCGACUGGGGCUGUUCUCGUAUCCGAACAUGCUCGCCCGGCAUCAUCCGACUGCCCCGGUGGCGCUUGUUUGGGUGAGCGUGGAGGAGACCAAGCGAUUUGGUUUGGCUUUGUACAAGCUGUGCCGUUUAUGCAGCAGCAGCACCUCCACUAGUCGAGCGAACACGGACAGUGGUGCGGAUGAGCUUCUGACACUCGCGGACUUGGACUUUAGUAUGCCGGAUAGUGACGACUGGUGGAAUGUUGCCUCAACGACGGACGCCUCGACUCCCCGUCACACGGGCUGGCACUCGACAGCCAGGGAUAACCGCAACCCCGGUGGCUGGAUCUCCCAGGCGUCAGCUCAUCUGCGUGACCCUGGGGUUAGGUUGGACUGGAUCUAA
Aspergillus aculeatinus CBS 121060 is the source of this 1257-nucleotide messenger RNA. RefSeq names its product Zn(II)2Cys6 transcription factor. Gene Ontology annotation, biological process: DNA-templated transcription; regulation of transcription by RNA polymerase II. Bases 1 to 1257 code for a protein of 418 amino acids. NCBI's taxonomy places the organism in Eukaryota, Fungi, Ascomycota, Eurotiomycetes, Eurotiales, Aspergillaceae. Gene Ontology annotation, cellular component: chromatin. Gene Ontology annotation, molecular function: RNA polymerase II cis-regulatory region sequence-specific DNA binding; DNA-binding transcription factor activity, RNA polymerase II-specific; zinc ion binding. The record is from RefSeq and is a predicted model, not a curated record. The transcript has 3 exons.